Linum trigynum is the source of this 1498-nucleotide messenger RNA. The record is from the annotation of a GenBank genome assembly. NCBI's taxonomy places the organism in Eukaryota, Viridiplantae, Streptophyta, Magnoliopsida, Malpighiales, Linaceae.
UCCAUCUUAUCAAACUGAUGAGUGUAAUAUUCUGCUGUUGCUAGCUAGGCUUGCACCAACCAUUUAAUCCAAUCAUUCUGCCAUUGACAGAGACCUAAUUCCUCAUUUCAUCAAAUCAAAAUCAUGCAUAUGAACUUUCCAUAUCUAACCUAAUUUCCAACCCGUUCUGAAUCAAGUGAUGAUCCUCCACAGCAUCUUAGUUCCUCCUUCCUAAGCAAAACUCAUUGCUGCAGCAAAUCCUUUCAAAUCCAUCUCUUUCUCUCCAUUUGCUAACCCUCCACCUUUUCAGAAACUGCAUAAAUGGUACUAUGACCCUAUCCCACAACCAAAGUUACAACCCUAUAAAAACACAUCAAAACACAACUUCUCUUUUCCCGUCAUCCCGAAGAACCGGUACUUAUUCCAACAACUCGAGCUGUAUUAAUUCUCUGAUCGAAAUGCCGAAAUCCCAUCUCUCCUUCCUGCUCCUUCUGUUCUUGCAUUGCAGCAAAACCCUUGCUCAGUCAUCUCCACCACCACGACUCCCAACGGACACCGUGGCAGUCCUUCUCAAGGCCGGAAACCACACCACGUUCGCCCGGCUCAUCAAAUCCACCCACGUCGACGACCAGCUCUCCGCCCAGCUCAACACCACAACCGACGGCAUCACCGUCCUCGUCCCGACGGACUCCGCAUUCUCCAAGCUCGGAAAACCCGGCAUCGACUCUCUCCACGAGGUGGAGAGAGUCGAGCUCGUCCAGUUUCACAUCCUGCCAAGGCUCCUCGCGAUACCCGACUUCCAGACCCUGAGCAACCCGGUGAAGACGCUGGCCGGUUCGAACGGCCGGUUCACGUUAACCGUAGCCACCACGGAUACCGAGGUGACCAUAUCGACCGGUGUUAUGAAGACGAGGAUUAGUGGGACACUGUACAGUGACGCGCACGUGGCUGUUUAUGAGGUUGAGAAUGUGUUGCAGCCCAAGAACUUGUUCCCUCCUCCUGCACCUGCGCCCGAGCCUGCAGGUUCGGCCCCUGUUGUUCCCAACCCCAAGGAUGCUUCUGAUUCAACGAGGAUUGGGGAGCGGUGUGGAGGAGUUGUGGUGUUUGGAGUUGGAUUUGUUGCCACGUUGUUGUUGUUGGUUGCCUUGUGACACAAGAAUAUAUGGGCGCCCUUUUGAUGAUUUACGGUGGAGCUCCUAAUUCUGUCUCUUUAUGUUUGUGAUUUCCAAUAAUCAACAUGUUCCAAUUUGUAACUAAAGGAUUGUCCUUCAUUUUGUUUGUUGCUAUUUCGUGAAAGACACUAAGAUCUUUUUUUUUUUCUUCUUCCAGAUGUUACAAUAGUUGGAUGGUACACUUAGCUAUAUUAGUAGGUAAAUAGUGUAAUUAAUUAAUUAGUGUUCUUUAUAGGUGGUUUUAUGUUUUACUCCAUUAGCGUAACCAAUAUGGUCAUCAUUCUAACACGCCGCUAAAAUGUAUUUCUUACACAUUCACGUUGUCACCAUAAAAUCAAAGUUCGAUA